Molecule: messenger RNA, 2482 nt
Organism: Manihot esculenta (cassava)
Lineage: Eukaryota; Viridiplantae; Streptophyta; Magnoliopsida; Malpighiales; Euphorbiaceae
Product: transcription factor GAMYB
Exons: 3
Coding region: 586-2316 (576 amino acids)
Source: RefSeq, a predicted model, not a curated record
UAUAUUUUCUCCUACUUUCAUUUGAUUUUCAUGUCACUUUCUAGAUCAUUUACUUCACUCAGCUCUCCUUUCUCUUUCAGACUAUCAAACACCAUUCCUCUUAUUCUAUCCUUUCCCUUUUCUAUUGUAAUUUCAUGAUAUGGGUUUUACUUUGCUAGACCUGGGUAUUAUUAUUUUCAUGUUUUUUGAUUGGUUAUGCUUUUGUCUUCAUCAACAACUCAAAUGUGAAGUUCCAACUUCAUUCAAUUUGGGGUUUAUGGGUUGAUGGGGUCUUAAUUUCCAGCUCCCAUUUGUAUGAUAAUUAUUUUUUUUUCGUAUUUUAUCUCAAUUUUUUCAGUUUUAAAUUGGGUUUAAGGGUUUUGGGGUUUUCCCCUCCAACAAUAAUACUGUUUUGUGAUUUUAAUUUUGUAUUCUAAUUUCCUUCAUUUCAUUGUCCCAUUCUUGCCUUUUCACUUGCUGCUAGUGUUGCAUUUAUUGAGAUUAUAGGUUUUAAUCUGGGGAAAAAUGUAAAUCAUGGCUGCGUCAUUGCUUCACUGAAUUUGGCAACCUGCACCUGUUUUUAUUACAUCCAGGCAUAUUGGGGUGAUGAGAAUAAUGACAAAUGGAGUUGAAGAUAAUAAAAGGUCAAAAGGCCAUCAGGAUUCACCAGCAAUUGAAGAAGCUAGUAACGGUCCUUUGAAGAAAGGCCCAUGGACCUCAACAGAAGAUGCUAUUUUGGUUGACUAUGUAACUAAGCAUGGAGAGGGAAAUUGGAAUGCUGUGCAGAAGCAUUCAGGGCUCUCUCGUUGUGGAAAAAGCUGCCGUCUGCGAUGGGCAAAUCACCUUCGACCAGAUUUAAAGAAGGGUGCAUUCACUAUAGAGGAAGAGAGACGUAUAAUUGAACUCCAUGCUAGUAUGGGAAACAAAUGGGCAAGGAUGGCUGCGGAGCUGCCUGGACGCACGGAUAAUGAGAUAAAGAAUUACUGGAAUACGAGAAUAAAAAGACUGCAACGUGCUGGUUUGCCAAUUUAUCCUCGAGAAGUAUGCCAGCAAGUAUUAAAUGGAAGUCAGGAAAGUCAAAACACAGGCACACUGCAAACUACAGACACACAUGGUUCUAAUCUGAUCCAGAUGGACCAUUUUAAGAUUCCAGAAGUGGAAUUCGAGAAAUUAGAAAUCAAUCAAGUUCUUCUGUCUUAUUCACCAACAGUCCUUGAUAUUCCUGCAAGCAACAUGCUGAAACAAGGUCUCACCAAUGUUGGAGAGACCAAUGUUGGCGUUACUCAAGCCUUCUGUCUUACUCAAGCCGACAUUCUCGUUUCCACUUCGUACACCCCUGUUCACAUGGUUGUAGAUUCCUCCCAUAAUAAUAACUUUAUGUUUCCAACUAUUCAUCCUCACAAACGCCUUCGAGAAUUGCAGACCGUAUUCCCUAGUCUGGAUGGUAGUGUCGAUAGUGAUCUCUCAUCUUUCAUUCAGUCAACAGAUUAUUAUUCUGAAAAGAUCACUGGAUCUUUUCAUAUCUCUUCGGAGUAUGAUUCUCUUAUGAACACCUAUGGCCAGCCACCAUUGGGUGUCGUUCGUGGCAGUCAUGCCCUAUUAAAUGACAGUAAUUCUUCUUCUUCUGAGCCCUUAUGUGGGCUUAUGAAGUUGGAGCUCCCUUCACUCCAAUAUUCAGACCCUCAGCAAGGUAGCUGGGGAACACCUACUUCCCCAUUGCCUUCAGUUGAGUCUGUUGAUACUUUGAUUCAGUCUCCUGCAGCAGAGCAGACCCAGUUGGAUUGUCUUUCACCACGAAGUAGUGGUCUAUUGGAAGCAGUACUCUAUGAAUCAGGGACUUGGAAAAACUCAAAGAAAUGCUCAAAUCACCAAACUUCCUUUGCGUGUAGUGAUUUAGAGGAUUGCUCCUUGAAUCCUUAUGAGACAGAAUGGAAAAUACAUGGGGACCCAAACUCUCCCUUAGGUCAUUCUGCUGCAUCAGUGUUGAGUGCAUGUACUCGUAUCAGUGGAAGCUCAUCAGAUGAACCAGGUGAGAAUAUUUUACGCUGCACAGCUUCCAGGAGUUCCUUGUUAGUUAUGUUUGAUGUAGGAGGUGACUUUAUUUUGUAUUGCAAGAACUUUCUGGUACUUGUGUUUCAUAUAGGAUUUGAUCUUAAGCAAGAAACAGGCAAUCUGCAGGUUUCACCCCAAUACAUUGAAGACAAAGAAGCUCCCAAUCAGAUUGAGUUUAUGAGGCCAGACGUUUUACUCGGUUCAGGCUGGUUUGGGUUCGGCGGUGGAUGUGUUGAUGAUGCAGUGGGGGCGUCAUUUGGUGAUGCUGUCAACAGAGAACACUAGCCAAUGGAUAUGUUGAGAAUUUUAAUCAAGAUUGCAACUGAGAUUCAAUAUUGAUUCAGUCAAGAAGAUUCAAUUCAAGAUUUUAUAAGUUAGAAAGUUUAAGAGCUGUAAUUGUUUAGAAAUUAUAUUAUCAUUAUUAUUUUUUAUAUAAUUUUAUUUUUUUCUG